AUGGAUCUAACAGGGUUUUCUUAUAUACUACUUCAUUAUUGUUCUUUGAAAUUACGUCAUUGUUUUUCUAACCCGAUACAAAUCGGAAUCAAUAUAAACAUCACACACUCAGCAGCGACCGACAAACUUUCAAAGAAUCCAAUCGAAGAAAGGGAAGCAUUUCAUAGUGGAUUGCUUCUAUUGCCUACAAUGAAUAGUAAUAGUUUUCCUAUGCCUGCUAUAGAUCUCACUGGGAAAUUGAUUAUAAAAGCCCAGUUGGGAAAUGAUAUUAGGAAAAUUCCAAUCCACAAUGAAGAAAUCACUUACGAUGAACUUCUUUUAAUGAUGCAGAGAUUAUUUCGUGGAAGGAUAAAGGGAUCCGAUGAAAUAACAAUUAAAUAUAAAGAUGAAGAUGGCGACCUAAUCACCAUAUUUGAUAGUUCCGAUUUGAUGUUUGCAAAAUCUUUAAACCGUUACUUGAAGUUAACACUAUUUGUGAAUGGAAAGCCGCAACCUUUAGAACAUGAUCAAAUAAAAGAAAUCAAAAACGAACUUUUGGAUAUGAGGGAAAAUAUUAACAAUCUGUUAUUGAGACUGGACACUUUUUCUGACGAACGUUCGUUCCAUGAUCAGUUUAAUGCACCUUCUCAAAAUACUGGCAGUAGCAAAAAUACCAGUCAAACACAGAACACAGUACCAAAACAGCUGGUACCACCACCUGACAGCAAAGUGAAUGCAUUGUUUGAUCCAUUGACGAAAAAACUGGAAGCUGACAGUACAACAAAUGACCCCUUUGAUGUCAUAGGUCAAAAUCCAUCGUCUGGGUCGUAUUCACAACCUCCAUCCAAUCCGCAGUCGCUAAGCUACAACGAAAAUCAAAAUUUCCCACAGCAACAGCACCAACAGAAUGGGUACCCAACGCAAGGUAGCCAACAGUAUGCUGCCUCUGCCCCUGUAAACGAUCAAACCUUCGUGCCACCUUCCUCUUAUCCCAAUCAGAGUCAAGGUAAUCAGAUCUACCAAACACAGCAGCAGAAACAACCGGCGCAACAACAACCACAAAGCAUGUACUCUACACAGACCUACCAGCAACAACCACCACUAUCACAGCAACAACCACCUCAAACCAGCCAAGGAUUUGCGCAACAACAACAACAGCAGCCAGGUUUCAAUACUGGUUACCAACAAACUGAUCCGUCCACGUCAAAUCCAUACAGAACGUUGUCGCCUGGAGCUGGGCGUUACCCUCAAGCUAGCCAGGCUUAUCCUGUGUACGACACACCACCAGCGCACCAGAUGCCUCAAGCCACUGGCCUACCGACGCUAGGCUAUCCUGGUUCUGGAUAUCAAUAAAAAUUAGGCUACUUUGUAUUGUUUCGUAAUGAUUUCUUUAGUUGAUAUUUUAUGUUGUUGGGUUGAACAAGAAUCACUGGAAACCAAAAUCUUGUCCUAAACUUUAAACCAAAUUUCAAACCGAAGUCGAUAUGUGUUUUAUAACAGGCUUUCUUAUUUUUUUUUAAAAUUUGGUUUUAUACAUAGUAUAUAUAAUGUAAAAAAAAUUGAAUUUUGCGUCUUUUUUUUCGGCUGCAUGAAAUAACUUUUCAUCUCUAUAA
Messenger RNA from Hydractinia symbiolongicarpus, 1592 nucleotides. RefSeq names its product protein TFG-like. Gene Ontology annotation, molecular function: identical protein binding. The transcript has 6 exons. NCBI's taxonomy places the organism in Eukaryota, Metazoa, Cnidaria, Hydrozoa, Anthoathecata, Hydractiniidae. Bases 1 to 1332 code for a protein of 443 amino acids. Gene Ontology annotation, biological process: COPII vesicle coat assembly; endoplasmic reticulum to Golgi vesicle-mediated transport. Gene Ontology annotation, cellular component: endoplasmic reticulum exit site. The record is from RefSeq and is a predicted model, not a curated record.